AUGUUACUAUCUAAAUUAUUCACCCGUUCUAUUUCAACUACUAAAUUGAAUCUUAUGAAAGACGUUAAAAAAGUUACCAUUAUUGGUUCUGGUUUAAUGGGAUCUGGAAUAGCCCAAGUUUCUGCUCAAGUUAAUAUGAAUGUAACUCUCGUUGAUAAAGAUGAAAAAGCACUAGAAAAAGCUAAAACAAUCAUUUCAAAGUCUAUUGAUCGUGUAGCAAAAAAAAAGUUUGGUGAUAAUAGCGAUGAGAAAAAUGCUUUUGUUAUGGGUACAUUAAAUAAUAUUAAAUAUACAACAGAUAUGAAAAAGGCUGUCACUGAUACUGAUCUUGUCAUUGAAGCUAUUGUUGAAAAUUUAAGUGUUAAACAAAAUUUAUUUAAGGAUAUUGAAGAAGUAGCUAAAAGUGAUACUAUUAUUACAACAAAUACUUCUUCAUUAUGUCUUUCUGAUAUAGGGGAAAAUUUGAAAAAUAAACAAAAUUUUGGUGGACUUCAUUUUUUUAAUCCAGUUCCAGUUAUGAAAUUAUUAGAAGUUGUAAGAACUCCACAAACUUCACAAGAAACAAUGGAUGCUUUACUUGAAUUUGGUAAAAAGAUUGGUAAAAGUACUGUUAAAUGUAAAGAUACUCCUGGAUUUAUUGUCAAUAGAUUACUUGUUCCAUAUAUGUUUCAAGCUAUUGAGAUGUAUGAACGUGGAGAUGCUUCUAAGGAAGAUAUUGAUAUUGCAAUGAAACUUGGUGCAGGAUAUCCAAUGGGUCCAUUUGAAUUAAUUGAUUAUGUUGGUUUGGACACAGCAAAAUUUAUUAUGGAUGGUUGGAUUAAAAAAUAUCCAAAUGAACCAUCAUUUAAAGCAUCUCCUUUACUAAACAAACUUGUUUCUGAAGGAAAUUUAGGAAGAAAAACUGGAAAAGGUUUUUAUACUUAUUAG
This is a messenger RNA of Strongyloides ratti, 927 nucleotides long. Its product is annotated as Hydroxyacyl-coenzyme A dehydrogenase,mitochondrial. Gene Ontology annotation, cellular component: mitochondrion. Gene Ontology annotation, molecular function: (3S)-3-hydroxyacyl-CoA dehydrogenase (NAD+) activity; NAD+ binding. The coding region runs from base 1 to 927 and encodes 308 amino acids. The record is from RefSeq and is a predicted model, not a curated record. Gene Ontology annotation, biological process: fatty acid beta-oxidation. NCBI's taxonomy places the organism in Eukaryota, Metazoa, Nematoda, Chromadorea, Rhabditida, Strongyloididae. The transcript has a single exon.